Messenger RNA from Saccostrea cuccullata (small rock oyster), 694 nucleotides. RefSeq lists its product as uncharacterized. The record is from RefSeq and is a predicted model, not a curated record. Lineage: Eukaryota; Metazoa; Mollusca; Bivalvia; Ostreida; Ostreidae. Gene Ontology annotation, biological process: DNA recombination; DNA integration. The transcript has 2 exons. Gene Ontology annotation, molecular function: DNA binding. The coding region runs from base 15 to 581 and encodes 188 amino acids.
AGAAUGUUGAAGCGAUGAACGACAAGAGAAUGUAUGCAACGAAAUCCAGGACGUGUCCGGUGGAAAUGCUAAAAUUCUUCAUGUCAAAAACUGAUCAAAACGCAACCCACCUUUUCAAUAAGUGCACCAAAGAAGCCCUUUCUUCUUCUUUCAAUACUUGUAAUGUAUGGUAUACAGAUCAGCCUAUGAAACAACGGUCAUUUGUAAAUUUCCUUCCUGAAAUUUGCAAGGCUGCCGGAUGUAAGCGGUACACUGCACACUGUCUGCGGGCGACAGCCAUACAAACAAUGAAUGACGCUGGAUUUGAGAAAAAAACUGCCAGCGCAACGUUGUCAACAAUGUCUAGAACUACCGUCAGUACCCAAAAUCUCGGCGAAAAGUUAGAUGAACGCGAGGAUCAAAAUCUCCUAGAAACUCCAGACCGUGAUUCACACAAUCUUCAAAUCGUUCCACAUUCAAAUUUACCCACCACUGAUGUCCUAAACGUAUCCACUAUGCAAGCCAAUUCAUCUGGAAUUUUAAACAGCUCCCGGUUUGAGAACUGUAAAAUUACCAUCAAUGUGAAUCCUUGCAAAGAAUAAACUUCCGCGACAGAAAUAAGGCCAAACUUGUUUGUUUUGAAAUCAACCAAUUUAAAGUACAGUAUUUGUGUUUUUUUUAUAUUGCUAAAAUUUUCAAUAAAUUUUGAACCUUU